AUGAUAGUUUCCAAGUUUUACAACUAUUAAGUGAGGAGCUUUGCCACUAAAAUGAUGGCAGGUUCUACAAAUAACAAGAAAGAUAGUGCUGGUAGAAGACUAGGUAUCAAGAAAUUUGGAGGGGCUGAAGUUCUUGAGAACGAAAUUAUCGCAAGAUAAAGAGGAUUUAAAUGGCAUCCAGGUGAUAACACUCAUUCGGGAAAAGAUCAUACAGUUCACGCAUCGGUGGAGGGAGUCUUAGGAUGGAGCAGAGAUCCUUAUGGGUUUAAAAAUAGAGCAUAUGUUCAUGUUAUUCCUCAAGAAAUUCCAAAUAGAAAGUUUCCUUCCCCACCUCCAUUUGUUUAUCACCCAGAACUCUACCCAGAAAAAGCACUUAAAAAUCCUGAGCCCACUAAUUUUGUAGUACCUAAAAGAAAGCCAAACUAAAAUAAAUUUCCUUAAAAGCUCAGUGCGAAGGUAGUUGCACCACAAGAUGUAUAAAGAGUAGAGAUAAAGGGCUUAAAUCCAGAUCUUAUUAAAUACCACUCAAAGUUUGCAUACCAGCACGAAGAUCCUCAAGAUUUGAAGCUUUUCUAGGAGAAGAUGGGAUAUUAAUUCAAAUCUAUUAUCUAGUCAAAUGGACCAUAAGACUUCAACAAUCUCUGA
Molecule: messenger RNA, 645 nt
Organism: Stylonychia lemnae
Lineage: Eukaryota; Ciliophora; Spirotrichea; Sporadotrichida; Oxytrichidae
Source: the annotation of a GenBank genome assembly